Mycena citricolor is the source of this 2068-nucleotide messenger RNA. Lineage: Eukaryota; Fungi; Basidiomycota; Agaricomycetes; Agaricales; Mycenaceae. The record is from the annotation of a GenBank genome assembly.
GUACGUCCAAGACUUUGUUCGAUUGGAAGGUUUGCAUUCAGAUCAAUGGACCAGUCAUCCAACAACAUCGUGUCACACUCAAAGCGAGCCAUUGUCUCAAGCGUCAUUGUCUCCGCUGGGGGAAUCGGCGGCUUUCUGGCCUCGUUUAUAUUUAAUGAGCAAUCUGCGCCGGGCUACAUUCCCGGCAUCAUCCUCACUAUCCUCUCCCAAAUCGCCCUCUUGAUCAUACUGGCUUCGACCAGCCUCCACUUCCAUUCUCAAAACAAAGGGGCCCUCGGUAGCGAUAUGCUCCUGCAGGGCCAGCCAGGGUUCCUGGGGAAACUGUCACACUAUAUAUAUACCAGUCAAGCGCUUCCCAUGCAAAGAGUAGUCACAACGUCGCAAAGAACCAUUCAGCAGAGUCAUCCGUCCUGGUCCAGGGCAUUUCCAUUCGACUUGUCGGAUGUGCAAGGUGGAUAAAGAAAACCUAAAGACCGAAUAUAGCGGUUCGGACACAUUAGACUGCAGUCACUGGCGUAGAAGCAUGUACUGGAACUGGAUACUAGAACCGGCUCUGACACACUAGAGUUCAGGUCAACGAUGCGGAAAAUCCUUAGACUGCAAUCGCGUAAAACCUCCGAUUGAGAUGCACCGUGCGGAAGUAUAUAAUUGAGACCUGCUGAGAGAGAGACAGAGAGAUGAAAUAGUUCCGGAUCGAUCGCGCGGAAGCAGAAGAAUGGAGAGCAGUGGGUGAUGUGCAGUGGAGACGAUCGUGGCCAGUGGGACUCCAGCGAAGAGAAAGGCGGGUACUUUGUCAGGGGUCGCGGUGCCGAGGACUCCCCGUGCCGCUGAAGCUUGGACGCAAGCCUGACCUGGACACGACUACACAUCCCCGAAGAUAGGCCUGCGAUCCGUGAGGCUAAAGAGGCAGCAAUGAGACGAAUCGCGGAACCCUGGGCCUGGAGUCAAGUGGCUAUGUCAUUCGAUGGAAGAUCUCGGAGCGUUCUCGGUCGUUGUCUCCAGUCCAAGGUUAUCGGACUUGUUCUCCGUCGCUCGUCAUUGUAUAAGCAGUCUUAUUCAGUUCCGAGCGCGUCCAUGUAGAGCGAGCGUGGGUGAUAUAUGGGGAUGCGACGCGAGCAACAGACGAUCAGUUGAUGAGAAGGCCGGGAAGCUGCCAUUUAACGCCGAAGCAAACUUUGACGGGCAUCAUCCAGAUUCUAAACCGCAUUCACUUGGUUCCCUUCGUUUUUUCUCUCUCUGCCAUAUAAAAGUCGGUUCUACGAUGGCCGCCUUACCCAUGUCCCAUCUCAUUUGCCCCGACGCGCCGCUCCUCUCCCCUACCGAGUAUCACUUCGACAUGGACGCCCUCAACUUCCCUUACUACACCCUUUCCCCCUCGCCUCCGACGUCGGACGGCAGCGACUCUCCCCCUCCCCUGGCCCCACAUAGCAUGUUGAAGUUGCCGAUGGUGGACAACUUGAACUGUGUGCCCACCCAUCAGCUCUUUGACUACGCUCAGGGCUCACCGUCUCCAUCCGAGGCAUCGGGUUCUCCGCACCAGCCACCACGCCUGUCUAUCUCCAUCAACUCUUCCGCAUGUAAGCGCAGCAGCGCGUCGCCACCCCCACAAUCGAGGAAACGCACGGUCGGAGAACGCAUCCAUUCGAAGGACUUUAAACCCCCGGAUGUUACGGGUCUCAGCAAGCGCGAGGCUCGUCUCGUAAAAAACCGGGCUGCUGCAUUCCUGAGCAGGCAGCGCAAGCGUGAGGAGUUUGAGCUUAUGGAAGUCCGCGUUGCUGAACUCGAGCAGGAAAACGCACGGCUUCUGGCCCUAGCGAGUGGGUCUGAUGGAGCGCGACAGAGGGAGGAGUCGGGUGAGGGGCUGGUCUCUGAGGUUGAGCAACUCCGCGCCCAGCUUUUGGCAGCCGAAAAACGCGAGCGGGAAUUGAAUGCCGAGCUCAGCGCGCAGUCUGCCUCUCACGAGGCACCGACGGCCGUGAAGACUGAGCCUCCAGAGGCGCCGCUAUCGCUGACCCUGUCCCCGUCGCCGCGUCUCCCGUCCAGAACGGCGGCGAGUCUUGGAUUGAUG